Messenger RNA from Phoenix dactylifera (date palm), 1908 nucleotides. Its product is annotated as pentatricopeptide (PPR) repeat-containing protein / CBS domain-containing protein. Gene Ontology annotation, molecular function: protein binding. The record is from RefSeq and is a predicted model, not a curated record. Lineage: Eukaryota; Viridiplantae; Streptophyta; Magnoliopsida; Arecales; Arecaceae.
CUAUUUAUUCGUCGCCGCGAAUUUCUUCUCGGUUGAUGGGCUUCGGAAGCCGCGAUAGAAGGUCAUAAGCAAUGCCGCUGCUAGGGUUUCGCCCGCGAUAUUUCCCUCUCCAAGAAGCCCUCUUCCCUCGAAAUAUCCCGUUCCGAAUCCCUCCUUCUCCUUGCUCCUCGUCUCCCCCCACACCUUCUACCUGGCGCCGCCACCUGAGAACCUCCUCCGCUCCUAAUCUCCGACGGCUGACGUCGCGGAUCGUUAAGCUCACGAGAAAGAGGCAGCUGCAUCAGAUCUUUGAGGAAGUGGAGGUUGCGAGGAAGCGGUACGGGAAGCUGAACACCAUCGUGAUGAAUGCCGUUCUGGAAGCGUGUGUGCAUUGCGGGGACGUUGAUUCGGCUCAACGGAUCUUUGAGGAAAUGGCCAAGCCGGAGAGCUGCGGUGUUGAUAGUGUCUCCUACGGGAUCUUGUUGAAGGGUUUGGGAGAGGCACGGAGAGUUGAUGAAGCAUUUCAAAUACUUGAAUGUGUAGAGCAAGACUCUGCUACGGGGAGCCCAAAAUUGUCGUCAAAACUUAUUUUUGGUCUUUUAAGUGCACUGCUUGAGGCAGGAGAUAUGCGUCGUGCCAAUGGUCUUGUUGCACGUUUCCGCCGCGUGCUUCAUGAAGAUGGUCACUCUGUUGUACUGUACAACUUACUGAUGAAGGGGUAUGCAAACACUGACUUCCCUCUUGCUGCUUUAACCAUUCGAGAUGAAAUGUUGUGCCAAGGGUUGAAGCCUGAUAAGCUGACUUAUAAUACAUUGAUUUUUGCAUGCAUAAGAGAUGGAAGAACAGAUACUGCAAUUCAGUUGCUUGCAGAAAUGAAGGAAGAAGCUGAAAAGGUUAGUUGCUAUGAACUCCUUCCAGAUGCUGUCACUUACACUACUUUACUUAAGGGUUUAGGAAACAACAAAGACCUGGUUUCAGUUCUGAAGAUUGUGGUGGAGAUGAAAUCAUUGCCUGAUCUUGUUAUUGAUAGAACUGCAUAUACUGCAAUUGUUGAUGCAUUGCUGGCUUGUGGGUCGACCAAGGAUGCCCUUUGUAUAUUUGGAGAGAUGAUAAAGCAGAAUGGCAAAAAAAAUAAUUUGAGACCUAAGCCUCAUCUCUAUCUUUCAAUGAUGCGGGCAUUUUCUAUAAGAGGAGAUUUUGACAUGGUCAAAAGGCUGCAUGUUCACAUGUGGUCAGAUUCUGUUGGAUCAAUUUCUCCUUCGGUGCAAGUAGAAGCUGAUGAGCUUCUUAUGGAGGCAGCAAUAAAUGAUGACCAGGUUGAUGUUGCUAGACAAAUCCUUCAUAGAAUUAUUACCAAAAGGGAAGGGUUCUCUUGGACAACUAGAGGAGGCAUGGUUGCUAUCCGUGUAGAAGCUUUGUCAGGAUUCACUAAUUCUAUACUCAGCCCUUAUGUCCUUCCAGAGGUUUCACUGAAUGAUCCUAUUGAGAAGUAUAUGACAGCAUUUGAAGAAGCUGAUCCAUUACCUGCUAGCUUGAAAUUGGACAAAGUUAUUAUGCGUUUCUUUAAGGAUUCUGCUAUUCCUGCUAUAGAUGAUUGGGGUAGCUGUGUUGGAAUUGUUCACCGUGAUGAUUGUAAAAAGCUGGACGCACCUCUUUGGACAAUGAUGAGGGGACCUCCACCUUGCGUAACCACCUCAACAUCCAUUGGUCGGGUCAUCGACCUACUCCUAGAUAAGAAAUAUAAAAUGGUAGUAGUUGUAAGAAAUAGCAAUGUAUAUGAAACCAGUUACAGCUCGAGUUCAAGGCCUGUAGGAAUUUUUACGCUUGAAAAAUUGUUCAAUAUGGCGAUGUUUGCAUCAGGACCCUUUUUCAUGUAGAAUAUUUUCCAAGCAAAAAAACCCUAGUAUGUAAUUCCAAGUAUGUUGGCCA